AUGGCGGCCAACGGCAUGACUAUAUCCCCCGACGCACAGGCGCAGGUGAAUGGCAUCGUACACGAUGACACUGCGAAAAACCGCGUACCAGUGCAUACAUUUAAUCCUGACGCGUCCCCCGAGGCGAAGGCCGCACAAGCUGGCCAGCAUGCAGACAAGCUAAAACCGAGCGACGACGGUGCUGCGAACGGCAGAGAACUCGCGGUUGAUACGGGGAACAGCGCCAUUGUGCCUACCAUCACGAUUGAGCAUGCGGAUGACACACACAAUAACGGUGACGCACAGUAUGAGGAACUUCAGUCGCCACUAUCACCGCAGUCGUCAGAGACACAGAUCCCCGGCGCCAUGCCCGAGGGGCCAGCACCUGCUAUCCCGGACUGGUACAAAGUAGGCUGGCGAGCGGUGGGCGGCAUCGACUCACCUGCAAAGACAGAAGGCGGAGAGAAAGACAAGUAUGUGCUUGCAGCAUUCAUCAGCGAGCAAUUCUACGGAGAAUGGUAUCACAACGCGUCCCUUGUGGUGGCACUGAUGCGCGCACCUAAGGCCGUCAUCUUCUCACAUUUCUUCACCCGUUUCGGCUUUGGGUGGGGCUGGCUCUUCAUCCUGCUCGCGUUCUGUAACACCUAUUACACAACUUCUAUGGCGCGUGUGCGCCGGCGAGCGCGGGACGACAUCCAACGUGAGCUCGUGAAGACGCGCCUUUCGUCCGAGUCCGAGUUUGAGACGGCCGACUGGAUCAACAACUUUCUGGACCGCUUCUGGCUGAUAUACGAGCCUGUGCUUUCGCAGACAAUCAUCGCAUCUGUGGACCAGAUCCUGAGCACGAACUGCCCCACAUUCCUCGAGUCGCUGCGGCUGAGCACUUUCACGCUUGGAACCAAAGCGCCGCGGAUUGACAAGGUGAAGACGAGCCCGCGGACCUCAGACGACGUCGUGCUCAUGGAGUGGGGCGUCUCGUUCACGCCGAACGACGUCUCCGAGCUGACGGAGAAGCAAAAGCAGGACAAGGUGAACCCCAAGAUUGUGCUCUCCGUCCGCGUCGGUAAGGGCAUUGCGAGUGCGACGAUACCUAUCCUAUUGGAGGACAUCUCCUUCACUGGUGUCCUGCGCGUGCGCAUGAAGUUGAUGACCACUUUCCCGCAUGUCCAGCUGGUGGACUUGUCCUUCCUGGAGAAGCCCGCCUUUGACUGGGUGCUGAAGCCCAUUGGCGGCGAGACGUUUGGGUUCGACAUCGGCUUCAUCCCCGGACUGUCAAACUUCAUCCGCGAAAUGGUGCACGGCACCUUGGCCCCCAUGAUGUACGACCCGAACGUGUUCACACUCAAUCUUGAGCAGCUUCUCUCCGGGGAGCCUCUUGACCAGGCAAUUGGUGUCCUUCAGGUCACGGUACAGUCGGCUCGUGGCCUCAGGGGUAGCAAGAUCAGUGGCGGCUCUCCAGACCCGUAUGUCAGUCUGAGCAUCAACAGCAGGAGUGAGCUCGCGAGAACCAAAGCGAAGCAAGACACCGCGAACCCCACAUGGUCGGAGACGAAGUUCCUGCUUGUCAACUCGCUCACAGAGUCGCUCAUACUCUCCGUCAUGGACUUCAACGAUCACCGCAAGGACUCUGAGAUCGGGAGUGCAUCUUUCGAUAUGUCGAAGCUGCGCGAGGACGCUUCGUACGAAGGCCUCGAGGCGCCGAUUUUGAAGGAUGGCAAGGAUAAAGGCAUGAUACGCUAUGACGUUACCUUCUAUCCCGUCCUGAAGUCUUCUGGGGACACGGGCGGAAAGGAGGAACUGCCGGAAGACACGAAGGUCGGCAUCGUCCGCCUGACGAUGCACCAGGCGAAGGAUCUCGACCACACAAAGUCUAUGUCGGGCGAUUUGAAUCCCUUCUGCCGUGUGCACCUCGGGACGGACCCGCAUCCGAUGUUCACCACGAACAAGAUGAAGCACACGAACAACCCUGUCUGGGAGACGAGCACCGAGUGGCUCUGUACGGAUCGGCCAGGCUCAGUGGUGACAAUCAAAAUCGUCGACGACCGUGAGUUCCUCAAGGAUCCGAUCAUUGGCUACAUGUCGGUGCGCGUGGAGGAUCUCUUGAACGCCAACAAGGAAGCCGGACGCGACUGGUGGGAGCUGAGCAACUGCAAGAGCGGGCGGGUGCGUCUGAGUGCGGACUGGAAGCCGCUGAACAUGCCCGGGAGUGUGCACGGCGCGGACCAGUAUGUCCCUCCGAUAGGCGUGGUGCGGCUGUGGCUGCAGAAGGCGACAGACGUCAAAAACGUCGAAGUAGCUCUAGGAGGGAAGAGCGACCCGUAUGUCCGGGUACAGAUCAACAAUAUCACGCAAGGCCGCACGGAAGUCAUCAAUAAUAGCAAGUGUUUCCUUCUGACAGCGUCUGUACUGACCUCUGAUGCGCUCUGUCCAGACUUGAACCCGGAGUGGGAUCAGAUCAUCUACAUUCCAGUGCAUUCGCUGAAGGAGACCAUGAUGCUGGAGUGUAUGGAUUACCAACACCUGACGAAGGACCGUUCCCUUGGCUAUGUCGAGCUGAAAGUGUCGGACCUCGCCAAGCCUGCUGCUGGAGACUCGGAGUUCCUCCAUGAGUCGACUGGGAAAAGGGCGGUGGCAGAGCCCAUCAGACUGGAUAAAGGCUCGUAUAAGGGCAAGCUGCACUAUGAAGCAGAGUUUGUUCCUGCUAUCCCAGUCAAGGGCAUUGGAUUUGAGAGCGGUCCGAAUCUCAUCCAGCGCGCCGCGCAGCGUGGUGCAGAGUCGGAAGGAGAGAUCGUGGACGACCACUCGUCCACAUCCUCGAUGCGACGUGAGCGCAGCGCCCACCAUGUUCCUGAGGGCAUCACUGUGUCCCGGCCGCUCGGCCUCGAUGAGAAGUCUGAGGCUGCGGGUGUGAACCUUUCGCCAAGCUCACCAACUUCGCCUAUUCCUGCACAGCCUGCUGAGAAUGCCGACGGUGCCGCGGCGCCAGAAGGUGGUAAGGUGGAAGAGGGGCGUCCAGAAGAGCAAGGGAAAGAGCUGUCUAAGGAGGAGCUGCUGCAACACCAAUCCGGCGUUAUCGUUUUCAAUGUCAUCUCGGGGCAGCUGCACAAGAAGGCGCGUCUUGAGGUUCUCCUCGACGAGGCGUACUGGCCCGCUUUCAGCACUGUCCGCCCCCACAGUCACAAUGCGCACUGGGAGUACAUUGGUGAAGGCUUCGUCAAGGAACUCGACUUUGGUCGCGUGUGGCUUAGGCUCAACGAGGCGGACGAGGGCGAUCGAGACGAUAUCAUCGCUGAGUGGAAGGGUGAUGCGAAGCCCUUCUUGCAGCACACACUGGACGGUCCUAUGACAUUCACCCUCCUGCACAAGGACGAUGAGGAGAAGAAGUCCACCGUCGAGCUUGAAGCGCGCUACGUUCCAGUACCCAUCGUACUUGAGCCCCGGGAGAGCGUCAACAAUCAAGGGAUGCUCCGCAUAGAUCUGCUAGACGGCAGUGAGAUCCAGGGUGUCGACAGAGGCGGUAAAUCCGAUCCAUUCGUCGUGUUCCACCUCAAUGGCCAGAAGAUGUACAAGUCACAGACGAAGAAGAAGACGCUUAAUCCUGAGUGGAAUGAGAACUUCGUCUUACAAGUGCCGUCACGAGUGGUUGCUGACCUCACGGUCGAAGCCUUCGACUGGAACCAGAUCGAACAGGCUAAGAGUCUAGGCUCUGGCAAGCUUGACCUUGCAGAUAUCGAACCCUUUCAAUCUGCUGAACGCGUCAUUCCUUUGUCGUCUGCAAAGCACGGUCAGAAGGGCUUUGUCAGGGUCCGGUUACUGUUCCAGCCCGAGAUUAUUGUGAAGACACGGAAGAACACUUCCACGUUCUCCUCCGCAGGUCGUGCAAUGACCCAGAUUGGUCACAUCCCUGUGGGCCUUGCGGCCGGUGCUGGCAAAGGUGUCAUCCAUGGCGUGACUGGUGUCUUCAAGAGCAAGGAUCAUGUCAAGAGCGAGGUUGUUGAGGCGGAUGACCGGGCGUCGGUGUCGGACCUUCCUGCUGGACAGUCGUCCCAACCCAUAGGAUCAAGUUCCCCCAUUGCAAAUGCAGCUUCAGCUGUAUUCCCUUCGCUCGGCACCAACGGCUCCAUAUUCAACAGCGCAGGUUCACUCAAUGGUCAAUCGCAAGAGCAUGGCUCGUUGCGCGUCAUGAUCAUGGACGCGAAAGACCUCUCGUCGGGUGACAUCAAGCCCUAUGUGGUAGUCCGAGUGGGUGACAAGGAGCACAAAACGAAACACUCGCACAAGACUAUGACUCCAGAGUGCCCCUGCCACACAACCCAAGAUGCACGCAUGGAUUUAUGA
Molecule: messenger RNA, 4317 nt
Organism: Postia placenta MAD-698-R-SB12
Lineage: Eukaryota; Fungi; Basidiomycota; Agaricomycetes; Polyporales; Adustoporiaceae
Exons: 17
Coding region: 1-4317 (1438 amino acids)
Molecular function (GO): lipid binding
Source: RefSeq, a predicted model, not a curated record